Messenger RNA from Aphanomyces invadans, 2244 nucleotides. RefSeq lists its product as hypothetical. The transcript has 6 exons. Gene Ontology annotation, molecular function: zinc ion binding. Lineage: Eukaryota; Oomycota; Saprolegniomycetes; Saprolegniales; Verrucalvaceae. The record is from RefSeq and is a predicted model, not a curated record. The coding region runs from base 52 to 2124 and encodes 690 amino acids.
UUUUUAUUCCAGCGUCAUCUCCCUGCGCCAUCGUGGAACUUCGCCACCAUCAUGCGCAACGAUGCCGUGAUCUUGGUAUAUGCAGGCCAAAGUGGGAACAACAAUGGGGGAAGCGGUGGAGGUGGCCAACCGCCUGGCCUCAUGAUACUCGGACGAGAAGAGCAGGAGUACCAAAUGAACAUGCAACGGAAUCGCUUGCAACGGCUGCUCAGCACGACCAUCUUCGUGUGCUUCUUUCUCCUCUUUCUGGACGGCAACACGCAACAAACGCGCAUGCGCAAUGCUGGCCCAUCGAUUGCCGACAAGUGGCCAUUCACGGACAACGCGACGGAGCGCGCAACCCAGAUCCGAUAUUUCCUGUCGCUACUCGACUCGGAGAGGCAGCUUCGUCAUCCUGGACAAAUCAUUGUGGAAGACAACAUCACCGGCGUAUAUAAAGGCGAAUGGGUGACGAUGUCGAAGACAGCCUAUCAAGCCGAACAAGCAAUGCAUGAAGCGAAUCGAUCAGUGCAUCCAGCGUACCGCCCGUACUAUGGGAGUGGCGCAGCCUCGAACACGACCCACAUCGCGGGGUCGGCGGACGUCGCGACCGUGUCCAACAGCGGCAUUCUCUGGCUUAUCUUGAGUGAAAAGCCGUCGCCUGUCAACGAAGUUAACAAAGAUAUCGCUUACGUCGUCGGGCAAGCCAUCAUGCACGACGAGAUGCUCGCGAUGACGAUCCUGCCGGUCCAAGGCGUUUUCCUCCGUCGUGUCGGCCGCCUCACGCUGUUUGGAAACAUUCCCGAAUCCAGCGUCGACUUGGUAUAUCCGUCCUAUACUGCCGCCGACACGAACAGCUCAACCAUCGGCGGCCUCGACAUUGAUGACGACGAAGAAGACGAAAUGCACUUCGAAGUUUCUCCGCCUCGAUACAAUCCGUUCACUGGCUCGAACCAGCGACUGCGCACGGGGGGCGGCUUCCCGACCCAGCGCGAGCAGUGCGUGUACACGCUCGACUUCGAAGUGGACCGAAAUUUGAUCAAACCGGGCGACGUCAACUCGGUGGGCGCUGUGUCCGGGAUCGCCGGUAGUGACGUGUGUGGUCUCUACUGGCGUGCCAACGCGACGUUUGUCGAAGAAAACUUCAACACGUUUUACACGAAAGCGAGUGGUUACGCCAUCAUGAUGGCAUUGCUGUGCCUCGCACAAAUCUACUUAUUGCUCAAGCAACUGCAAGUGAGCAGCACCCAGGCGGCAGCGGCCAAGGUGAGCCUGGUCACAGUUGGGGCCCAAGCAGUCGUCGACUCGUACUUGUGCUUGCUGCACUUGACGACAGGCAUUGUGGCCCAGCACAUCUUUACGCUGUUCGCGACCGUGUCAUUCUUCCAGCUCAUCAUAUUUUCCAUCUUCGAAAUGCGCUUCCUCCUCUUGAUCUGGAAGGCACGACGGCCCCAGCAGUUUACGGAAGGCUGGAACGUGAUGCGACGAGAGCUCACGACGCUGUACUCGAGAUUUUACAUUUCGUUGCUGGUGGGGCUAUGCGUGAUCUACUACGGCUGGCCAUGGAUGCAAGUGCUCGUUGUGAUUGCGUCGUCGUUCUGGGUGCCGCAGAUCGUCCAUAACGUCCACCGUGAAGUGCGGAAUCCACUGGACAAUGGCUACGUAGUCGGGAUGUCGAUGACGCGGCUCUUCUUGCCUUUGUACUUGUAUGGGUGCCCGAACAACUUUCUCACGGCCAUGCCGAUCUUUCCGCUGCAAUACCAUCCCCACCUGUGCGUGGGGCUCGUCGUGUGGAUGACAGCCCAAGUAGCUGUGCUUUUUCUUCAGCGAUACUGGGGCCCUCGGUUCUUUGUCCCGGCCAUGUUUUUGCCAGUCAAGUACAACUACGAACGGCGCAUGGACCCUGACCAGUUGUCGCUUCUCCGCGUGAACCAAGGCGACGAACUAGACUGUGUCAUUUGCAUGGUGCGUGCGGCGCGUGUUGAGGACCAUGGGCUGACCCAUGCGCAGGUGGAGCUCGAUAUGGAAGCCCGUGACUACAUGAUAGCUCCAUGUGAUCACGUGUUCCAUCGCCCGUGCUUGCAAGAAUGGAUGCAAGUCAAAAUGGAGUGCCCCACCUGUCGGAGCGUGCUGCCAGAACCGUAGCGGGUCCCCCACCAGCCAGCUUAUCAUUUACUAUAUACACUGGAAACUACACCACGCCAUCUUGGCACACACCGAGAUGACGAUCGCAGUCGGAGGGCAGCGCCACGAUGUGCGACGACC